AUGUCCGACGCGUACGAGCGCGAGCGCCAGAACAACUCGCGGCUCGACGAGCUGAGCGCCAAGGUGUCUGCGCUGCGGGGCGUGACGAUUGAUAUCUAUGACAAUGCGCGGGAUCAGGGGGUUAUUGAUUCGACGACAGAAACCUUCUCCACCUUCAGCACCUCGCUGACCACCAGCGCGGGCCGGCUGACGCGCAUGGCAGCGUCGGGCAACCGGGUGGCGGUGCUCAAGCUCGCGGGGAUUCUGAGCGGCGUGGGGUUGGUGCUGUGGUUUUUGCUGAGGCUUGCUUUUUAG
Molecule: messenger RNA, 294 nt
Organism: Boeremia exigua
Lineage: Eukaryota; Fungi; Ascomycota; Dothideomycetes; Pleosporales; Didymellaceae
Exons: 2
Coding region: 1-294 (97 amino acids)
Biological process (GO): intra-Golgi vesicle-mediated transport
Source: RefSeq, a predicted model, not a curated record